AUGAAGCUGUGGUCAGUGGUAGUGAUUGUUGUGCUGGUUAAAGUGUUUGACGUUGCGGCACUGCACAGGAAUCCAUUCGAUGUGAUCAGAGGCUGUAAGCAGUACGACAAAGGUGGAGACUACGAUGCAGCUCUUACAUACUUCCCGACGACAAGUCUGCUCCAUGUUGGCUAUACAAAAAACUCCAAGUACUUUAAAAUCGCCAUCUUAGGUCCGAACGAUGGAAUCAUUCGGUACGGAGACUCCUUGUUUCCGUACGAUAAGUACGUGAUAGAGAUUGUACUCGGAGGAUGGGGAAAUACAAGAAGUGCUGCUCGGCACCAGUAUCGUAAAGCUUCGAAUGAAAACAACAAUGUCCAGCUGGUAGAUGCCCAAACGCCGAACUUAUUAUCACAGUUCGAGCCCACCAUGUUCGUGCUAGAGGUGUUCCACAGCGGCACAGUGCAAGUUAGCAUUGACGGACAAGAUCAUCCUUUCCUGUCGUUCAGCGAUAGUAAACGUAUACCUGCCAAUUAUAUGGCUAUCACCAAGUGGGACAAGGACGUGGUAUACUUCUACGAUUGUCCUUCUCUUGAGGGUGCGAACGUUUUGUACAAUUCCUUGCUUUUGAACUGCACUGUUGUCUAA
Molecule: messenger RNA, 627 nt
Organism: Anopheles marshallii
Lineage: Eukaryota; Metazoa; Arthropoda; Insecta; Diptera; Culicidae
Exons: 3
Coding region: 1-627 (208 amino acids)
Source: RefSeq, a predicted model, not a curated record